AUGAAUACGUAUCAGCUAGCCCCCUGUUUUUCUAUAUAUUUCUGCUACCCUGCUGGCUGGGACCAUCCUGAAGUAAGAGGGAUUUGUGGAAACCAGGCUGCUGACUACAAUCUAGGCAACUGUAAAAUCAGAUGGGCUUAUAUACUUGCAGUAGUGGCAUUCUUUGAUUCUAUUAUACUAGGUUGUCUCGCCUUUACCCUGGCUGGUAAAAAAGUGAAAUUUAUUGAAGAACCAGCGUACAUGAACCCUUCUAUGUACAAAGGAGAGUUGAACGCGGGAUAUAUAGGAGAUAAUCAAUCUCUGGCUGGGUCAAGGAAAUCGGUCAAUCUACAACCUGUCAUGCUCAUGCCACACGGUCCUGAGAUGGAUAGGUAA
This is a messenger RNA of Eurytemora carolleeae, 375 nucleotides long. RefSeq names its product LHFPL tetraspan subfamily member 5 protein (gene Tmhs). NCBI's taxonomy places the organism in Eukaryota, Metazoa, Arthropoda, Copepoda, Calanoida, Temoridae. The transcript is spliced from 6 exons. The record is from RefSeq and is a predicted model, not a curated record. Gene Ontology annotation, biological process: sensory perception of sound. The coding region runs from base 1 to 375 and encodes 124 amino acids. Gene Ontology annotation, cellular component: plasma membrane.